Dama dama (fallow deer) is the source of this 4242-nucleotide messenger RNA. It is a transcript of the gene DDR1, whose product is annotated as discoidin domain receptor tyrosine kinase 1. Gene Ontology annotation, cellular component: membrane; signaling receptor complex. Gene Ontology annotation, molecular function: collagen binding; protein tyrosine kinase collagen receptor activity; ATP binding. The transcript has 20 exons. The record is from RefSeq and is a predicted model, not a curated record. NCBI's taxonomy places the organism in Eukaryota, Metazoa, Chordata, Mammalia, Artiodactyla, Cervidae. The coding region runs from base 640 to 3387 and encodes 915 amino acids. Gene Ontology annotation, biological process: protein phosphorylation; positive regulation of kinase activity; cell surface receptor protein tyrosine kinase signaling pathway.
CUGGGGCUUUGGUGGGAGGGGACGGAGAGGCAAUUCUCCGGAUGGCCACGGGGCUGUCUGUUCGUGAGUCCCUUAGCAGUUGGGGUUCCCCAAGGUUUGUGGGCUGACCCGGGGUUGCAGUACGUGCCCAUAUGUGCCUUCGCCUCUCCCGAGGGCCCGUCUCUUCCUGGUAGUGCCCUUGUUCUUAUUCGGGACGUCGUGUUUCUUUCUUGGGACUGUUGUCUGGGUCUGCACGUAGGGUGAGUUUCUAUCUACCUGCUGUGAGGUGCAAUGGGGCAGAGAUCUGCAGCGGCGUGAGGCCCUACCCUACCCUGCAGGCCUGUCCUUGCCAGCCAUCACACCCUCCGACCCCACCAGGGUCAGAGCUGCCUGGGCCUGAGGGGGCCCUGCCCUGAGGAGGACGCCGAAGCUUUGAGCAGGCCCCCGACAGCUGCUCGCGGGAGCCGCCUCCCGACACCCGAGCCCCGCCGGCGCCUCGCGCUCCCGGCUCUUGGCUCCCUCUGCCUCCCCCUCCCCGCGCCCCGCCGCCGCCGCCGCCGCCGAGGAGGCCCCGCUUCGGGGUCGGACGCCCGGGUCUGUGGCGAAGAGCGAUGAGAGAGAUGCUGCCCCCACCCCCAUAGGCCCAAGGAAUCUGGAGCAAUGGGACCAGGGGCCCUUUCAUUUCUACUGCUGCUGCUCUUGGUGGCAACUGGAGAUGCUGACAUGAAGGGACAUUUUGACCCUGCCAAGUGCCGCUAUGCCCUGGGCAUGCAGGACCGGACCAUCCCAGAUGGUGACAUCUCUGCCUCCAGCUCCUGGUCAGACUCCACUGCUGCUCGCCAUAGCAGGCUUGAAAGCAGCGAUGGAGAUGGCGCCUGGUGCCCUGCAGGGCCAGUGUUCCCCAAGGAGGAGGAGUACCUCCAGGUGGACCUGCGGCGGCUGCACCUGGUGGCCCUGGUGGGCACCCAGGGACGGCACGCGGGGGGCCUGGGCAAGGAGUUCUCUCCCAGCUAUCGACUGCGUUACUCCCGGGACGGCCACCGCUGGAUGGACUGGAGGGAUCGCUGGGGCCAGGAGGUGAUCUUAGGUAAUGAAGACCCUGGAGGAGUGGUGCUGAAGGACCUUGGGCCUCCCAUGGUGGCCCGACUGGUUCGCUUCUAUCCCCGGGCGGACCGGGUCAUGAGCGUGUGUCUGCGGGUGGAGCUGUAUGGCUGCCUCUGGAAGGAUGGACUCCUGUCUUACACGGCCCCUGUGGGGCAGACGAUGUACUUAUCUGAGGCCGUGCACCUCAAUGACUCCACCUACGAUGGAUAUACCACGCACGCUGUUGGCGGGCUGCAGUACGGAGGGCUGGGCCAACUGGCAGAUGGUGUGGUGGGGCUGGAUGACUUUAGGAAGAGCCAGGAGCUACGGGUUUGGCCGGGCUAUGACUAUGUGGGCUGGAGCAACCACAGCUUCCCCAGUGGCUACGUGGAGAUGGAGUUUGAGUUUGACCGGCUGAGGGCCUUCCAGGCCAUGCAGGUCCACUGUAACAACAUGCACACGCUGGGAGCCCGCCUGCCCGGUGGGGUGGAGUGUCGCUUCAAGAGGGGCCCGGCCAUGGCCUGGGAAGGGGAGCCCGUGCGCCAUGCUCUGGGGGGCAGCCUGGGGGACCCCAGAGCCCGGACUGUGUCAGUGCCCCUGGGCGGCCGCAUGGGCCGCUUCCUGCAAUGCCGCUUCCUCUUUGCUGGGCCCUGGCUACUCUUCAGCGAAAUCUCCUUCAUCUCCGAUGUUGUGAAUGACUCCUCCCUGGCUUUGGGAGGCACCUUCCCACCAGCCCCCUGGUGGCCACCCGGCCCCCCUCCCACCAACUUCAGCAGCUUGGAGCUGGAGCCCAGGGGCCAGCAGCCUGUGGCCAAGGCCGAGGGGAGCCCGACCGCCAUCCUCAUCGGCUGCCUGGUGGCCAUCAUCCUGCUGCUGCUGCUCAUCAUUGCCCUCAUGUUAUGGCGGCUGCACUGGCGCCGGCUCCUCAGCAAGGCCGAGCGUAGGGUAUUAGAAGAGGAGCUGACGGUUCAUCUCUCUGUCCCUGGGGAUACCAUCCUCAUCAACAACCGCCCAGGCCCCCAAGAGCCACCCCCUUAUCAGGAGCCACGGCCUCGUGGGAAUCCACCCCACUCUGCUCCCAGUGUCCCCAACAGCUCCGCGUUGCUGCUCUCCAAUCCGGCCUACCGUCUCCUUCUGGCCACUUACGCCCGCCCCCCUCGAGGCCCGGGCCCCCCCACACCCGCCUGGGCCAAACCCACCAACACCCAGGCCUGCAGUGGGGACUAUAUGGAGCCUGAGAAGCCAGGUGCCCCGCUUCUGCCCCCACCUCCCCAGAACAGCGUCCCCCAUUAUGCCGAGGCUGACAUUGUCACCCUGCAGGGUGUCACCGGGGGCAACACCUAUGCUGUGCCCGCGCUGCCUCCAGGGGCGGCUGGGGAUGGGCCCCCCAGAGUGGAUUUCCCUCGGUCGAGGCUCCGCUUCAAGGAGAAGCUUGGCGAGGGUCAGUUUGGGGAGGUGCACCUGUGUGAGGUAGAGAGCCCUCAAGAUCUAGUCAGUCUUGAUUUCCCUCUCAAUGUGCGCAAGGGACACCCUUUGUUGGUAGCGGUCAAGAUCCUACGGCCAGAUGCCACCAAGAACGCCAGGAAUGACUUCCUCAAGGAGGUGAAGAUCAUGUCGAGGCUGAAGGACCCAAACAUCAUCCGGCUGCUGGGCGUAUGUGUGCAGGACGACCCGCUCUGCAUGAUAACCGAUUACAUGGAGAACGGCGACCUCAACCAGUUCCUCAGUGCCCACCAGCUAGAGGACAAGGCGACGGAGGGGGCCGGGGAUGGGGAGGCGGCCCAGGGGCCCACCAUCAGCUACCCGAUGCUGCUGCACGUGGCGGCCCAGAUCGCUUCGGGCAUGCGCUAUCUGGCCACACUCAACUUUGUGCAUCGGGACUUGGCCACGAGGAACUGCCUGGUUGGGGAAAAUUUCACCAUCAAAAUCGCUGACUUUGGCAUGAGCCGGAACCUCUACGCUGGGGACUAUUACCGCGUGCAGGGCCGGGCGGUGCUGCCCAUCCGGUGGAUGGCCUGGGAGUGCAUCCUCAUGGGGAAGUUCACGACCGCCAGUGACGUGUGGGCCUUUGGGGUCACCUUAUGGGAGGUGCUGAUGCUCUGCAGGGCCCAGCCCUUUGGACAGCUCACCGAUGAGCAAGUCAUCGAGAACGCGGGGGAGUUCUUCCGGGACCAGGGCCGGCAGGUGUACCUGUCCCGGCCCCCAGCCUGCCCGCUGAGCCUGUAUGAGCUGAUGCUCCGGUGCUGGAGCCGGGAGCCUGAGCAGCGACCACCCUUUUCCCAGCUGCAUCGGUUCCUGGCAGAAGAUGCAGUCAACACAGUGUGACUCACGACACCCAGCCGCCCCCCUCAGGGAGGAUUCAGGGGAGGCCAGUGGCACUAAACAAGAGGAGCUUACGGCACCCCCACUCCAUUCCCCCUCCCGACCUCCCUUCACCUCUGAGAGGCAGUGUGGCCGAAGGUGGGCUGGGCCUGCCAGGGAGCUGAUGCCCUCCCUUCCCCGGACACGCUCUCAUGCCUCCUUCCUGCUCCUCCCCUAGAAGCCCCUGCCACCCACCCAGCUGGCCCUGUGGAUGGGAUCCUCUCUGACCUCCUUGAGCCAUCCCUUGGGGGAGGCUGGGAGAAGAUAUAGGGCAGACACUGGACCUGGCCCACUGGCGCACCUGGGCCCCACUGGACAACACUGGUACCUGGAGAGAAGACUGCUGCCCCCAGCCUCUCUCUCCCCGUCACACACUGGACCCCACUGGCUGAGAAUUUGGGGAGUGAGGAGGACAAGAAAGGGAGAAGGGGGUUCCCUUGUAUCUCCUCCCGGAAUUGCCCUCAGCUUUGGCCUUUCCCUCCUCCAUCCUCUGAAACACUGGACUUGGGGGUGAUCCCUACCCCCACCCUUCCGCCUCCCCACCUCCCACCUGCCGUGUUGUAGCUAGAACUUCUCCAAGCCUGUAUGUUUCUGUGGAAUAAGUAUUGGGAUUAGGGGGGAAACAGAGAGCAACGGCCUGUGGCCCUGGGGUUGGACAUCUCUAUCGUAGCUGCCACAUUGGUUUUUCUAUAAUCACUUGGGGUUUGUACAUUUUUGGGGGGGAGAGACACAGAUUUUUACACUAAUAUAUGGAUCUAGCUCAAUGCUAUUUUAAUCCCCUGCACUAGGCAGGUAAUAAUAAAGGUUGAGUUUUCCACA